UAGUUCUCAUAUCCGAAUCAACACACACUCUAUAUUAAUGGGGGAAGGGUUUUAGCUGAUAGAUUGCGAGAGAGAUUGUAGCUUCGAACGAUGGAAUACUCACCGGCAGUUGAUCUGGUUGACUUUCUGAACGCGUCGCCGACAGCCUUCCAUGCCGUCGAGGAAGCGAAGAAGAAGCUGAAGAGUGCAGGAUAUCAGCAAGUCUCAGAGAGAGAAGACUGGGAUUUGAAAGCCGGCAAUAAGUAUUACUUCACCCGGAACCACUCUACCAUCGUUGCCUUUGCUAUUGGCCAAAAAUAUGUUGCUGGAAAUGGGUUCUAUAUUCUUGGAGCUCAUACUGAUAGCCCCUGCUUGAAACUAAAGCCAACUACAAAGGUAUGUAAAGGUGGUUAUCUAGAAGUUGGUGUACAAACAUAUGGAGGUGGUCUCUGGCAUACGUGGUUUGAUCGUGAUUUAUCUGUUGCUGGGAGGAUAAUAGUAAGAGAAAGGAAAGACGGGUCAGAGUCCUAUGCACAGCGGCUGGUGAGAAUUCAGGAGCCUAUAAUGAGAAUCCCAACUUUGGCAAUACACUUGGACAGGGGAGUUAAUGAUGGAUUUAAAGUGAAUGCACAGAGUCAUCUUCUUCCAAUGCUGGCUACAUCAAUUAAGGCGGAGCUCAGUAAACCAGCUGCUGAUUCAGUUGAAAAUGGGGCUCCAAGUGUUGGGAAGUCUAGUGAAAAGAUAAACACUAAUGCUAAUAGGCAUCAUUCCCUUCUUCUGCAGCUACUUGCUGAUCAGGCUGGCUGUGAACCUGGUGACAUAUGUGAUUUUGAGCUGCAAGUAUGUGACACUCAACCAAGUCUUAUUGGUGGUGCUAUGAAGGAGUUUGUGUUUUCUGGAAGACUUGAUAAUCUUUGCAUGUCCUUCUGUUCUCUAAAGGCAUUGGUAGAUUCAACCUCUUCUGAGAACAGUCUACAGGAUGAAACUGGUGUAAGAAUGGUGGCUUUGUUUGAUCAUGAGGAGGUUGGGUCCAAUUCAGCCCAAGGAGCUGGAUCCCCUGUCAUGCUAGAUGCUCUCUCUCGAAUUACAAGUUCCUUUGACUCUGACUCGAAGUUGGUCACAAAAGCAAUCCAAAAGAGUUUGCUAGUCUCUGCUGACAUGGCACAUGCCUUACAUCCCAAUUAUAUGGAUAAGCAUGAAGAUAACCAUCAGCCAAAAAUUCAUGGCGGGCUUGUGAUUAAACACAAUGCAAAUCAACGAUAUGCAACCAAUGCUGUGACUUCGUUCAUUUUCAGGGAAAUAGCUGCCAAACACAACAUUCCUGUUCAGGACUUUGUGGUUCGCAAUGACAUGCCGUGCGGCUCAACCAUUGGACCCAUAUUGGCAAGCGGGGUGGGAAUUCGAACUGUUGACGUCGGGGCUCCUCAGUUGUCAAUGCACAGCAUAAGAGAGAUGUGUGGAGUGGAUGAUGUGAAGCAUUCAUACCAACACAUGAAGGCCUUUUUCGAAGAAUGCUCACAUCUCGAUGCCAAGAUCAACGUGGACAUGUAGCCAACACGAGCUGCUAAAUAGCUUUGCCCAAAUUCCUGCCUUACAUGCAAAGCUUUGAUCUGUAUUGUAUUGGACUGGAUUUCCCUUGUUAAUCUCAACUUUUAAUGAUUUGGUAUCCAAGUUGGUUGCUUUAUUUACUUGUUCA
Molecule: messenger RNA, 1675 nt
Organism: Ipomoea triloba (trilobed morning glory)
Lineage: Eukaryota; Viridiplantae; Streptophyta; Magnoliopsida; Solanales; Convolvulaceae
Product: probable aspartyl aminopeptidase
Exons: 11
Coding region: 91-1530 (479 amino acids)
Biological process (GO): proteolysis
Molecular function (GO): zinc ion binding; aminopeptidase activity
Source: RefSeq, a predicted model, not a curated record